CUCUCAUCACAACCCCCACUCAACACCUCACAAAUCUCAUUCCAACUGCUAAAAUUUUCUCAUACAGAAGAAGCAGUUGGGAGUAAGAGAAGAAAUCACCAACAGACGAGCAACAAUGGCUUCCACUUUGGCUGUUUCAAUGGCCAUGCCCAUGACCAGUGCCACCCAGAAGAGGCUGCAGGGGUCUGAAGCCUUCUUCAGGCCAUUGCCUGUGCGGCCUUCAAAGUCUAUGGCUGCCGCAUCAUCCAAAUCCAGUGGGAAGUUUGAGGUCAGGGCUUCCCUGAAGGAGAAGGCGGUCACGGGGUUGACAGCGGCUGCGCUGGCGGCUUCUAUGGUGAUUCCAGAGGUGGCAGAGGCUGCAGAUUCUGGGUUAUCGCCGUCGCUCAAGAACUUCUUGCUCAGCAUUGCUGCCGGUGGUGUUGUGCUCGUCGUCAUAGUUGGUGCUGUGAUUGGUGUUGCCAACUUCGAUCCUGUCAAGAGGAGCUGAGAGAUGAUAUUAUGAUCAUGCUGGGAAUUUUUUAGUUUCUUUUCAUCAUGCACCUGUUUUUCUUCUUCUAAGUAAUAUUCUCUGUAUCAUGCGUGUAAUCCUUGACUCCAUCAGCUGUAAUUUGGCCAGAAAAAUGGUUAUCUCCAAAUCUCAAUUCCCAUUUUGGCUGAA
This is a messenger RNA of Vitis riparia (riverbank grape), 658 nucleotides long. RefSeq lists its product as uncharacterized. Gene Ontology annotation, cellular component: membrane; photosystem II. The record is from RefSeq and is a predicted model, not a curated record. The coding region runs from base 116 to 487 and encodes 123 amino acids. Gene Ontology annotation, biological process: photosynthesis. The transcript has a single exon. Lineage: Eukaryota; Viridiplantae; Streptophyta; Magnoliopsida; Vitales; Vitaceae.